CUUUGGACGAAACUUUAUCAAAAAGGAUGAGUCAGGAUUUGAACUCAAAGCGCUGCGAGUUGAAACAAAUAGCGUGAUGCAGUAAAUCCAACGUUCUAAGUACUAACGGGUUUGAAUCAAUACAGAAUAGUGAAUCGCAACAAAAAUUUAGUUUGUAUAGUAGUUCGAAUGAAGACUUCAUGUGAGAAAUGUUGUAAUCGUGGCUCGAGGAAAGUGAUACCCUGCGACUCUGGCUGCAUGGAAGAAUGGAAGAGCAUGCAGACAAUGUGGACGAAGCAUCGUCAUUAGAACUCAUUGUGUCCGAUAAAAACAAACCGUUUUCUACUGAUGAUGACGCAUAUCAACAGCUCAAAUCUGUUUACAUCGGGCAGUCAAUUGAUGUAUUCGUAUUAGUUAAGUAUUGUCCUGAGCGCGAUAAGUACUCGGAUUUAGAAUCUUGGCGCUCUCGAAUAUGUCAACUCGGCGUGCACGGUUGUCUGACCCCUGCCCCGGAGACUGAAAGAAACAAUGAUGAAUGCCGACUUACGAGCAAAGAACCUUCUGUUGAUCAUAGCUGGCACUUUGGCGAAUGUAAAAUUUGCCUCAGUUUUACUGAGGGAUCUGAUUCCAGAACAGUGUCUCACUUCCAUCUGAAAGAAAAACCUUACUUUUCUAAAGGUAACAUCUAUGUAAUUCCUCUGAACCUAAGUCUCACCUCUGUACCAGGUGGUUGCAAGCAAGUGUUGCUCUCAGUAGCCGUCUGGCUCUCUAAGACACCAACUCCAACAGAAUGGAUGGCACUUGAAAAGGAUUUCUGCCUUAGUCCUGAUUCAUCUACAGGACUUCCUCCUACUCCAAAGACUGUUACAAAGCAAUCUUUAAGUUGUCUUCUGAACCUAAUCCAACCUCCGAAACUGAAGUGUCAUCUGGCUCAGGCUGCAGGCAAGCAAUUCAUUCUGUUGGAAGUGCACAACUCUACAUAUGAAGAUGUUACCAUAUCUAAUUGUUGGGUGUUACCAAGUUCCUGUCACUGGGCUACACGAAGUCCAACAGAACCCUUAUGUGAACACAACAGCAAAGAAUGUGAAAGUGACCAACAUAGUCAAAAAGUCUCUUUACUUAAAACCGACAACUCUACAUUUCCGCUGUAUUUAAGUCCAGGAGAAGUACUCUCCCUUGUAUUUACUGUACAACAAAAAGAACUGGAGGGUCCAAAUAUGAUGUUUUCUCUGGCAGCACACAUCAGUUGGUGUAGUCAGCAAGCUAAACUAAUGGAUGAGCCCAAAACAGUUACCACUUACAGCCUUCCAAACAUCAAACUUCAUCAUCCACCAUUUGUUGUUUCUGUUUCUUGUAAAGAUGAAAUUACUGUUGGUCGCAGUUUCAAUGUUCUCUACACCAUUUCAAACAAAUUGCAAGAUUUUCUGGCUCUUCGCCUCUACUGGAACCCCACACCUUCAUCCAGCAUUGUAGAAACAAAGGAAGGCUAUAUAAAUAUUAAAGCACCCAAGCAUAAUGUUAUGAACUCUAUCAUAUGUCAAGAUCCAGAUGUACUUCUUGGGUCCUGUCCAAAAGGCUCAACUAUGACAGCCAAUGUUCGAUUUCAGGUAUUACAUCCUGGUUUAUUUGAACUUGGCCAGCAUAUGAAACUAAAUUUGAGAUAUGCUUUACCUUCGUCCACUGAAUCUCGACAACAUGAAAUCAGCAGCCCAACUGAUUCAAUGUCUACACUCUCUCCUGAUGAGCAACUAAUGGCAUCUGAAGAAUUGUGGAGAGAACGUAGUGGGAGCACUUCUUCCGUCCGUAGUGCUGGCUUUUUGUCCUGUGAUGAACGCAGGCGAUCAUAUGCUACCAAGUCUUACUCUUUUGGUGAUCUUGGUCCAGCUUCUUCCAGUGAAUCAGAUACAGGGAAACAUAGAAAGUUUAAAAACAUUGAACGUUCACCACGGCUUCCUCCACCUCGACCACCUCCACCUAGGAAGUUAUCUCGCGCCGAACAAAUUGUUACAAACCCUCGAAACUUUUUGAAGGAAAGUUACCAACUUUAUCUCCCACAAAUUCUCUAAUCAACUUCUAAUCAGGAACAUCUACCGAAGUUAUAAAUAUAUUUUGCACUGCAUAGAGCUAAUACUUGCUCUCACAAAUAUAAACAUUUUACUCAACACAAGACAAAUAUACCUUUUUUUUUAAAAUCCACACACACACACACACACACACACACUAAACAAUUUAUUAAGUUUAUUUAAAAUUCUUUCAUGUUGUUUUCUUGAACAGCAAAUCAAACCCUAAUUGCUAUUGUGAUACUGAAUGUUACUAGAUGAUAUUGUGUUUCAUGUGUUACAUUAGUGAAAUCUUGAUUUGGUGGCUGUACAUAGAGUACAAUUGCCUACUUACUCAGGACCUCAAAAUCCAUGUUGUUGCAGGGAUUAGAGAAAAAUGUGUUAACUCUUAAACUGCAAUUUAUUUGUAAAUAGGUGUUAAUAUUACUUAAUUUUUUCUUUUUAAAUGGUUUAUUGUUAAUGUUGAUAAUAAGGGCAGCAAGUUUUUGGAAACAGUGGAGCAUCAGAGUAAAUAAAUGCCACACAGCAUUUAGCAUUGUCCCUCUGUGCUCUGGAUUAAACUUUUGUAUUAAUAAUAUAGCUUGGUUAAUUUAAUAUCUCCCAUAAAGGUGGUGAACACACAGAACUGUUAGGAAACCAGACAAAAUGCUUAACAGCAUUUCUUCUGGCUUAACGUUCUGAAUUUAAAUUCUACCAAGGUCAACUUUGCCUUUCAUCCUUUUGGAGUCAAUGAAAUAAGUACCAGUUAAGUCCUGGAGUUGAUGUAUUUGACUAAUCCCCUCUCCCAAAUUUCAGGCCUUGUGCCUUUUGUAGAAAGAAUUUGAUAUCUUCCAUACUACAGAAAUGGUCUUU
Octopus bimaculoides (California two-spot octopus) is the source of this 2891-nucleotide messenger RNA. Its product is annotated as trafficking protein particle complex subunit 14. The record is from RefSeq and is a predicted model, not a curated record. Gene Ontology annotation, molecular function: alpha-tubulin binding. Gene Ontology annotation, cellular component: TRAPPII protein complex. Gene Ontology annotation, biological process: cilium assembly. Lineage: Eukaryota; Metazoa; Mollusca; Cephalopoda; Octopoda; Octopodidae.